Prunus mume (Japanese apricot) is the source of this 1114-nucleotide messenger RNA. RefSeq lists its product as uncharacterized. NCBI's taxonomy places the organism in Eukaryota, Viridiplantae, Streptophyta, Magnoliopsida, Rosales, Rosaceae. The record is from RefSeq and is a predicted model, not a curated record.
UGUAGGAUGGGCCCCUUCUUGUUUAUGGGUAAAGCGAACACAUCUUUGCUUCUCCACCGCUCAGUUGUAUUAUCCACUUACUCAAAACUCUAUAUAAGAUAAGAACCCCAAAAAGAAAAAAGAACAAAAAAAAAGGGUCCAGCACCAGAAGAAGCAGAGAGAACGAUGAAGCAGCUCAAUCUGGCACUACAAAUAUGCUUAACGACCUCUCUGAUACUACAGCUAGUCACUUGCUCAAACUUAACCCCAACGCCCAACCCAUGGCCAGACCAAUUCCAUGCACUUUUGUUUAUGAACUUGAGCACAACAAAGCUGCAACUCAGUGACCUCUGGUACGACUGGCCUAAGGGCCGAAACGUCAAUAUAUUUCAGAAGCAGCUGGGUGAGGUUUUGUAUGACGUAGAGUGGAACAACGGCACGUCGUUUUACUACACCAUAGGGGAAAAUGGAGCAUGUGAGGUUAUGGAGUUUGAAGUUGGCAUUCCUAGGCCUGAUUUUCUUCUUGAUGGGGCACACUAUCUUGGGACUGAAGUCACAGAUGGGUUUCUUUGCAAUGUGUGGGAGAAGGUGGAUUUUAUUUGGUAUUAUGAGGACGUCUACACUAGGAGGCCAGUUCGCUGGGAUUUCUAUGAUGGAAUAUCUAGUCAGGUGAUGACAUUUGAGGUUGGUGCAGUUUUGCCAGAUUCAGUGACUCAAGCACCUGCAUACUGCUUUAACCAAGAGAAAGAUGCAUAAGCUUUAGAAAGUAAAUGGUUAACCAAGAGAAAGCCCUUGAAGAAAACCUUUUGUGAGUUGUGACCCAUAGAGUCGAUGGAGUGGAUUAUUGAUCUUUGUUGUUGGCCAGUAUUAUUAGCUUAUUAUCAAAUACACAGACUAAUUGAGCAACUAGGAGCAGAAAAAUUAUGUCGAAAUAAUUAAUCUUUGUUCUGAACAAAUAAGUUUACCAAACUCAACAAGGCAGGCUGCUGUUUGUGUCCCAUGUAAAAUUAGUCAAGGGUAGGUACUUGGUAGUUGGUGGGGGUGGACACGGUUCGGUCCAGUAAUUUUCACUUUACACUGGAAUCAGAAGCAAUACUACUCAACGGAUAUGAUUCAGUCCGGUUUAAAUCAAUUU